GCAUCCUCCUGGAUGAUUAGAACUUAAUACAAAAAACAUAAAUACCUUCAUUUAAUUAAAUCUAAAACUGAACCAGUUAUCAAAGGCUACCUACAGUACACUACAGACCAACCUGACAGUGCUAUUAUAAGCUAAUAGACCUUCUGUUAUAAGAGUUUGCACAAAGGCAACCCCCACUGAGCCAGCCAGCCUCUCUGACCCUGGUCUGAAACAAUAUCUCUCUCACUCACCGGCACUUAAAGAUCAAUAUCCCUGUGUGUGUGUGUGCGAGCGUGCGUGUGAGUGAGAGAGCGAGCGAGAGAGGAGAGAAAGAGAGAGAGAGAGAGAGAUACUACUGUAGGUAUUUCCUCUUUGCUUCUCUGUCUGUUUAUGGAACCCUGCAGUUGUUCUGGAAUAGGUGGGGAUGACAUUGGGGAUAUUCACAGACACUCACACAAACAUGUAGUUUCCAUACCAGUGGGCAUAUACGGAUUGCCCAAACCCUCUACACACACACACACACACACACACACACACACACACACACACACACACACACACACACACACACACACACACACACACACACACACAACAUAAUAACCCCACUCACAGUAUUAUUGUGAGAGACAAGGGGGGCGGGGCUGAGUGGAGUGAAUGUUGGAGGGGAGGAGAUUUGAAGAGAGCCUUGAGAGAGAGACGGAGAGAGGGGUAGAUCGAGAGAGAAGCCUGGAGCAUGCAUAGAAAUGUGUAGGCUUGUUUAUGUACUGAGACUCUGUCUCCACUGACUCUGACAACCAGGAGAGUAAUAGAGGAAGAGAGCCAAAGAGACUGAUAGAGAGAUAGUGUUAGUGGCUGAAGGACAGAGACAAAUAGACUGAUAGAGAGAUAGUAUUAGUGGCUGAAGGACAGAGACAAAUAGACUGAUAGAGAGAUAGUAUUAGUGGCUGAAGGACAGAGACAAAUAGACUGAUAGAGAGAUAGUAUUAGUGGCUGAAGGACAGAGACAAAUAGACUGAUAGAGAUAUAGUAUUAGUGGCUGAAGGACAGAGACAAAUAGACUGAUAGAGAGAUAGUAUUAGUGGCUGAAGGACAGAGAGACAAAUAGAAAACGAAACAUAGAGAUAAAGAAAGGGAUACAGAGGGAUAGGAGGGAGCAAUAGAAACACAGGCAGUAUGCUGCGGUGGGUUCUUAUUGCCCUCUUUCACUUCUUCAGGGGAGGAGGACGGCAGGUGUUCCCGCCAGUGGAGGAGAGAGGGGCGUACUCAAACUCCAUACAGAAUGCAUUGCUCCGACUGGCCUCAGUCACAGACUCCUCUUCCCUGCAGGAUGCCAUCAGAAAGGCUCUCCAGGCUGUCCUCUCUGAAGUGGACAGUGUAUACAUCUAUCUAUUAGAUGCAGAGACAGGACGCUUGUGGUGUGAAGAACCACCUCAUGAGCUACAGAAGAAGGGGAGACUCAGGGAUGUGGUUGUCCAGCAGAGGAGAGUACAGUGUGAGGGUCUUCCUUCCUCAGAGCUGCAGGAGCAACAGAGAGAGAGACUAACAGAGCCACUGCAGCAGGACAAAAGAGUGAUGAUCAUUCCAAUCCUGGAUGGGGACCAAGGCGUAGCUACCGCCCUCCUCUUGGUUUGCUGUACACUGCCCACUAUAGCUCAGGAACAAAGCCUUGAUGUCCUGGAGAAACACGUCACCGUAGCCUGUAAGAGAGUCCAGGCUCUGCAGGGUCAAAGGCUCACCCAGGGGUCAGAGGUCAACAGGACACCAUGUCUAUCCCUGAACAAGAGGACAACAACUGAUGUGGACUACAGUGCACUGGACCAUCAGAUCCUGAGGCUUUGUGGAGAGUUGUAUGACCUGGACGCUGCCUCCCUCCAACUUAAAGUCAUCCGUUAUCUGGAGGAGCAGACUCAGUCAUUGUGCUGCUGUUUACUUCUGGUAUCAGAGAAUAACCAACAGCUGUUCUGUCAGGUAGUUGGAGACAAGGUUCUGAAGGCGGAGAUCAGUUUCCCAUUGACAUUUGGCCACCUUGGUCAGGCUGUGCAGAAGAGGAAGAGCAUCUCCCUGCAAGACGUCACUCCAGAGGAACACCAGCAGCUGAACAGCACUCUGGGAUUUGAAGUUCUCUCUAUGCUGUGUGUUCCUGUUGAGUGUCGGGCCACCACCAAGGUUGUGGCCCUCGCCUGUGCCUUCAACAAAAAAGGAGCAGACAGACACACAGAGGUGGAUGAACACAUAGUGCAGCACUGUUUCCGCUACACAUCCUCAGUACUGACCAGCACACUGGCCUUCCAGAAGGAACAGAGACUCAAGUAUGAAUGUCAGGCACUGCUUCAGGUCGCCAAAAACCUCUUCACACAUUUGGAUGAUGUAUCAGUCCUGCUGAAAGAGAUUAUUGCAGAAGCCAGGAGUCUCACCAGUGCAGAAAUUUGUUCUGUGUUCCUGUUGGACAGUGUCAGUCAUGAACUGGUUGCCAAGGUGUUUAAUGGAGGAGUGGUUAUCGAUGAGGAGACAGAGCUGCGUAUCCCUGCUGACCAAGGCAUAGCAGGCCAUGUGGCCACCACAGGGAAGAUCCUCAACAUCACAGAUGCCUACUCCCACCCUCUCUUCUACCGUGCCGUGGACGACAGCACAGGCUUCAGAACACGCAACAUCCUCUGCUUCCCCAUAAAGGACGAACACGGAGAAGUGAUUGGCGUGGCUGAGCUGGUCAACAAGACUAAUGGACCAUGGUUCACCCACCUGGAUGAGGACUUGGCCACAGCUUUCUCCAUAUACUGUGGCAUCAGCAUCACUCAUUCCCUCCUAUAUAAGAGGGUCGAUGAAGCACAGUUUAGGAGUCAGCUGGCCAAUGAGAUGAUGAAGUACCACAUGAUGGUGUCAGACGAGGAAGUGACCCGGCUACUGACUGUGGGCAUCCAGCCUGUAGGGGAAAUCCACCCCAGCUUCUCCAGCUUCACCUACACACCUCGCUCCCUGUCAGACGACUGCACACCCACAGCCGUGAUCAGCAUGUUUGAGGACAUGGGCUUCAUCAACACCUACAAGAUUCACAUUCACACGCUGGCCAGGUUCUGUCUAAUGGUGAAGAGAGGCUACAGGGAUCCUCCAUAUCACAACUGGAUGCACGCAUUCUCAGUCUCUCAUUUCUGCUACCUCCUCUGCAAGAACCUGGAGCUCUCCAACUACCUAGAGGACAUCGAGAUGUUUGCUCUUUUUGUGUCCUGCAUGUGUCAUGACUUGGACCACAGAGGGACCAACAACUCCUUCCAGGUGGCAUCGAAAUCUGUGUUGGCUGGCCUGUAUAGUUCUGAGGGAUCUGUGCUGGAGAGACACCACUUUGCUCAGGCAAUCGCCAUCCUCAACACCCAGGGCUGCAAUAUCUUUGAGAAGUUCUCCAGAAAAGACUACCAGAGGAUGCUUGACCUGAUGAGGGACAUCAUCCUGGCCACAGACUUGGCUCAUCACCUGCGGAUCCUGAAGGAUCUGCAGAAAAUGGCAGUUGUGGGCUACAACACCAAAGACCCUCAGCACCAUAACCUGCUACUGUGCCUGAUCAUGACCUCCUGUGACCUCUCUGACCAGACCAAGGACUGGAAGACCACCUGGAAGAUCGCAGGACUCAUUUACAAGGAAUUCUUUUCUCAAGGAGAUCUGGAGAAGGCUAUGGGGAACCGUCCCAGUGAGAUGAUGGACAGGGAGAAGGCCUACAUCCCAGAGCUGCAGACUGGCUUCAUGGAGCACAUAGCCAUGCCCAUCUACAAACUCCUCCAGGACCUGUUCCCCAGGUCGGCAGAGCUGUAUGACACCGUGGCCAGCAAUAGAGAACAGUGGGGCAGGGUCUCUCACAAGCUCAACAUUAAGGGGUGGCCGGGAAACGAUUCUCUGGACUACCUAGAUGCAGAGUUUGAGCAGCUACAGGACGAGCAGAAUGGACAGACGGAACAGGGAGAACAGGAUGGACAGACAGAGCAGGGAAGGGACGAUGAGACCAAUGGUAGCCCUCCGGCCCAGUCCUAGGACACAGCAAGACAAACUAACAACUACAUCAUCAGUAUUUUAUUACCUGAAAAUACACCUAUUUUACAGGUUGUCGUGUGGUGUUGUGGCUGAUUUGUGUACAGAAAUCUAAAUGAUAAUUAGAGUGUGUCACAUUGCAGCAGGUAUAGAAAAACACAAUGCAGACAGCAGGGGGAGAGGAUUGAUUACACAUAAUUGGAGAAGAGAAUACUGCAGGCUUUGAACUUAUUUUUCAACAACAACAAAAAUCCUUUGCCUUAAGUUUCUCACAAUGAUAUUUGAACUUUGUGUGAAUCUUUACAGGCAGGUAUUGAGGGUUACCAGGUCAAAACAUGUACAUUAUAAACAGAAUGUUACAAGCUUGCCUUACUUUGUCUAAAUUGCCUUCAAUGUGAGAUUGCUGGAUUGAUAAUAUAUACUUUGUGGUAUUGUGUAUAUAACAAUGUUAGUGAUUGGAAUGCAUAAUACUGUAAAACUGUAUCUUUUUUAAAGUUAUAAAUGUACAAGUUGAUAGCACACAGAUUUUUCUUAACAUGUAAAUGGGUAAAUUGGCUUUACCACCACUUUGGGGGAUUCCCUGUUUUGCCUGUAUAACCCCAAAUGUUGUUUUCAGGGUUUUGUCUAAAUCUGGGGUUGAUUAUCUCCCCCUUUGGACAUUGCUUUUUGAAUAUGUGACAUGUACAAAUGGCAUAGGGUCUAUAUGCAUUUUGUUUUUGGAACAGCUAUAUUCAGUUAUUAUGUUGAUGUACUGUACAGUAUGUAUGUUUGCAUUUUCCUAUUUCCAAAUACCAAAAAAUGGAUAUAAUUCUGUGAAUUCUGAAUCUACAUGUUAACAUCAUGCACUGGAUAUUUAUAUUUGUUCUUAAUUAAUA
This is a messenger RNA of Coregonus clupeaformis (lake whitefish), 4871 nucleotides long. Its product is annotated as cGMP-dependent 3',5'-cyclic phosphodiesterase-like. The record is from RefSeq and is a predicted model, not a curated record. NCBI's taxonomy places the organism in Eukaryota, Metazoa, Chordata, Actinopteri, Salmoniformes, Salmonidae. Bases 1156 to 3999 code for a protein of 947 amino acids. The transcript is spliced from 29 exons. Gene Ontology annotation, cellular component: perinuclear region of cytoplasm; mitochondrial outer membrane; synaptic membrane. Gene Ontology annotation, molecular function: protein homodimerization activity; 3',5'-cyclic-AMP phosphodiesterase activity; 3',5'-cGMP-stimulated cyclic-nucleotide phosphodiesterase activity. Gene Ontology annotation, biological process: regulation of mitochondrion organization; cGMP catabolic process; negative regulation of receptor guanylyl cyclase signaling pathway.